CCGGCCGUCACGUGUGCGCUGAAUUGACACAAUGUGUCGCUAUUCGGCUGCUUGGCCAAUCGGCAUCGAGAGUUGACUGACUGGCCGAUGACGAGCAGCCUUUCUCCCAGCAUGCCCCGCGCACUGACAUGGAGACCGGCUCUGGGAGCUGCUGCCGUAGUGGAGCGCUAACCCCUGGGUUAUAACCGUCAGGGCAUCAGAUGUUGCCUCGUCAUCUGCAGACAGUGGGUGGCAGGUGUAUCGCCCGUGCCAGUCAUUCACGACCCUUGUUCAUGAGUGGAAGUUUUUUUAGCUCCCCAUGGUGGACAGGACACCAGCAGCCGUCGUCUUACUUCCCUGUGAACAGCUGGCAUCCUCAGGACAACUCGGGACCCCAUUGUUAUUUCGCCCCGCCUAGACCUGCGCUGCCGGGCAGCCAUCCAUUUCCUUGGUUCCCCACUCAGUCAUCCUGGCUUCACCUAUCUCAUUUCAAUAUGGAUGGAAAAGGAGACGAAUCCUUUAGAAAACGAAAGAAAGGCAUGGAGGAUGAGGAGUACAGAAGUCAGCCGUGGACAAAAAGACCCUACCCUCCAGCAAGUGACCUGCGGGUCCCACCCAUUCAUGGCACACCAGAGGCGUUUGUCCCUGUGAGUCCUCAAAAGGAACCUAAAGCCGCAGAAGUAAAGAGAAGAUGGGAGGACUUCAGCCACCAUUACCACGAGAGGUCUAGUGAAAAGAAGUUUGACUUCACGGUGAUGUCUUAUAACAUCCUAUCCCAAGACCUGUUGGAAGACAACUCUAGUCUGUACAGUCAUUGCCGGCGGCCACACUUAUUCUGGAACUACCGGCUGCCAAACAUCCUGCAGGAGCUACAAGAAAUGAAUGCUGAUAUUCUUUGUUUACAAGAAGUUCAAGAAGAUCACUAUCAAGAACAGAUCAAGCCCAGUUUGGAAGCCCUCGGAUACAUCUGUGAGUUCAAGUCCCGCACUGGAAGUAAACCUGAUGGUUGCGCCAUUUGCUUCAAAUCUGAUAAAUUCGAAUUGAGGCUGGUGAAACCGGUGGAAUAUUUCCGACAAAACAUCGCCCUCCUAGACCGAGACAACGUCGGCUUGGUGCUGAUGUUACAGCCUAAAACCAAGGGAAGAGAAGCUCCGAUGGUCUGUGUGGCAAACACUCACCUCCUGUACAACCCCAGGAGAGGAGACAUCAAGCUCACCCAGCUGGCCAUUCUCCUGGCGGAGAUAACGGAGGUCGCACAAAUACAUGAUGGGAGGUUCUACCCCAUAGUCCUAUGCGGUGAUUUCAACUCCGUGCCUGGCUCACCACUUCAUCGCUUUAUCAAGGAAGGGGCGCUUCACUAUGCGGGAAUGACCAUCGGGAAGGUAUCAGGACAAGAGAUGUACACCAGAGGACAAAGGAUAUUAUCUAUUCCAAUAUGGCCGAGAAGUCUGGGCAUUACCCAGAAAUGUGUGUAUGACUCUCCGGAAAAGCAUCAGGAGGAGCCAGAGAGGAGUGUGGAAGAACAAACCAUGGAGAUGAGGGCUGAGCAGAUCAAGGCACCUGAUCAAAGGGUGGAAUCCCGGUUGCAACACCACUUCAGCCUGUCGUCUGUAUACUCCCAUUAUUUCCCUGACACCGGAUUGCCUGAGAUCACAACCUGUCACUCCAAGUCCGCCAUCACUGUGGAUUACAUCUUCUACUCUGCCUCAAACAAUGACCUCUUCAGGCAGCCAGGCUCUGAUGUCUCAUGUAAUGGGCUGCAGCUCCUUGGACGGUUGUCACUUCUCACAGAGCAGGAUCUGUGGAGCGUUAAUGGCCUUCCUAAUGAGACCAACUCUUCAGAUCACCUCUCAUUAAUGGCCAAGUUCCGACUGGAGUUAUGACCCCAUCAUCCAGUCUUAGGUGCCUUUUUUUUUUUUUCUUCUGGACAGGGCAUUUUAUUUAUUUCUGGUUUUAUAAUUAUGUUUUAUUGAUUUGCUUUCAUUGAUUUAAAAUAAUGAAAGUUAAUUGUUUU
Messenger RNA from Bufo bufo (common toad), 1993 nucleotides. It is a transcript of the gene ANGEL2, whose product is annotated as angel homolog 2. Gene Ontology annotation, molecular function: mRNA 3'-UTR binding; 3'-5'-RNA exonuclease activity. Lineage: Eukaryota; Metazoa; Chordata; Amphibia; Anura; Bufonidae. Bases 201 to 1862 code for a protein of 553 amino acids. The transcript is spliced from 9 exons. The record is from RefSeq and is a predicted model, not a curated record. Gene Ontology annotation, biological process: 3'-UTR-mediated mRNA stabilization.